CACGCGCGACAUAUCAAUAAAUCUAUUGCCCUGCGAGCGAUUUCCCGACAAUAAAAAUCGGCGCUGUACUGUUCUCAUUCCACUGUUUCCCCCUUGAAUUACAGCCACUUUUAUUAGAGGCAUCAUAAUAAGCCUUAGAGCGUAAGAUUGAACAGCCUUUGCAUAAUAUUAACGCGACAGGUGUGGUGCGUGGACGCGAGGUAGGUAUUCCUACCUAAUUUCAUGCGUACGGGCAAAAGCACGGCGGCCCGACCGGAAAGUAAUUGUUGCUGGCAGGAAAAGUAGAAAAUCCAGAAGUACGGGCACGCCGAUAUCGAAAUGUACCUAGUUUUGGCUCGUUAUAUGUCCAAGAAAUUUGCAAGUGCCAUUUGGAGUAAAUAAAACGAAUCUUUAGGAGUUUCUACCGGCGGCGCGCGCACUCUCGAGCUACAACGCUACAACAACCCUGUCGCAACACGGACAAAACCAAACCCGUGUCUGACCGUCUCAACGAACGUUCGUGCAAGUUGCGUGAGAUGCGGCUCUCUUAUCAAUCUGUUUUUUGUUAAAGUUAUGUGACGGACACCCUCGAAAACUAGUUAAAAUAAUACCCCAGACAUUCCUGUGCACGAUAUAGUUCAACGAGGGGCGAUCCAACGGAGAAUAACGACGCAUUCAGCAUGACUUCAGUAAAGAACCGGGAACGCAUUUUAGAGGCGAUUGACCAGCUACGCCGGCGAAAAGCCCGGCCAGAUAUACAAAGGAUUUGUAAUUAUUUAUUCCGGCGAUUUGCUAUUAAUUCGGCCGAGGCGAGAUCAGAUUUGGAGUGGUGUGUGGCAAAUAACAUUGUCCUUAAAGUAGAGUACAAAGGCAGCAUUAGUUAUCGAAACGCAGCAAAAAAGUACGCACAGAUGCGGCAACGUGACAGCGGGCACCAGGGAGACAGUGCAAAUGACAACAAAAUAAAUCGUCAAUUCAGCGAACUUUUAACAAAUGCUUUCGGUGAAUUAAUUGUGGACGAGCCCGACUACCUAGAAAUAGGUGUCCCCGGACAGGAGAUAAUCAACAAUAUCUUGGCGAAGGACAGCGUACGCUACACGAAAAAAUAUAUCAGCAUUUUGCUCGAAAAGGAAGUCGCGAACGGGGGACUAAUAAAGAUGGAAAACGGUCAUUACCUCAUGGGUCCAUCAAAGGAGGACGAAAGUGUGCACAAAACGGAGAAAGAGAAAACAGAUGAUUGGAAAAGGUUGAAGACAGAGACCGAAAUUAAUACAAAUGAGGUGAAAGAAGUGAAUGAUAGACAUGAGUACAUUAUACAACUCAAACCCAGAAAACGUCCGGGACCCAUUCCCAAAAAAGAGAGAGACAUCAUAAAACAGGAACAUUUUGAAAAUAUGGACUCUUCCACUAAUUCCGCCGACGAAAAAAAAUCUGAAAACGGAUCCUUGCGAAUAGGGGGUCGACGUAAGAGGGCAAAGAAAGUUUUCGACCCUUCCGAUACACAUAUUCCAAAGAAAAGGGGUAGACCAGCAGGGUCCCUGAAUAAAUCAACUAUUGAGAAGCAAAUGGCUAGGUUAAGUGAUGAAAGUAGGCCAGAUUCUAGGACUUCCAGUAAUGGCCGAGAUCAGGGCGGAGUAUGUUCGGUAUGUCAUAUACAGAGCAAGAGAGGCCCCAAUGAUCGUAUGGUUGCUUGCAGGGAAUGCAGUAAUAAAGCACACUUUAGCUGUCUAAAUGGGGAUGACAUGAUGUUGAAAAUGUAUCCUGAUAAUACUUGGCAGUGCCCACACUGUAAAACUUGCGUAGUUUGCUACGAAACAUCCGAUGCAGGAUAUUUAACUGUUUGUUCAGUGUGCGCUGAUGGUUAUCAUGCCAGUUGUCAUCAGCCUAGAAUUAUUGAAAAAAUUAAAAACGGCCAGAAGUGGCUUUGCAUCAACUGCCAGAUGCCGGAUGAACUAAAAAUAAAUGAGAUUCAGUCAAAUAUUGGGAAUUCAUUCAGUCAGAAGAUCAACGGAAUUGGUAAGUUUUACGAUGAGUUAUCAUGCAAAUAUCAUAUUAUUUUUAUUUCAGAUAACGACAACAGCCCAUCAAAUUCGGGCAAUUCUAGUCCGUCCAACUACAAUUCUCCUCCUUUGUCACCAACUCCACCCCAAUUGAGCCCUCAGACUGGUCAGGCAGGUGAGUCACCCGACCAAGGGGCUAACUCCGAUUCUCAGAGUAACAAGGAUUGGGACUUUGAAGAAAAUAUAGACCCCUCGAUACCAGAUGCCACUCAUUGGACAGCCGAUGAGGUUUAUCAGUAUUUUGCUCAGUAUUUCCCGGAAGAAGCUAAAGUUUUUAAGGAACAAGAGAUUGACGGUCGUUCUCUACUACUUCUAACACGAAUAGACGUACUAACAAAUCUAAACCUGAAGCUCGGACCAGCCCUGAAAAUCUACAGGCAUGUGACAAAGCUUCAGGUGCGAAGAGAUGACCGCAAAUUAUACUGGCUGUAAUUUUUAAACACAACAUAUUUAUUUCGCAUUUUCCUAAAGUGCAGCGGUUAAGUUUGUCUCAUUCUAAGUGUGAUAUUUUAGAUACGUCGUGUAUUAUAAUUGAUAGGUUUAUAUUUUAUUUGUUGAUUAAAUUGCUUUUUUAUAAGAGGACAAUGAUAUUAAAUUUAUUGAUAAUUGA
Messenger RNA from Anoplophora glabripennis (Asian longhorned beetle), 2649 nucleotides. It is a transcript of the gene Lint-O, whose product is annotated as PHD finger protein 10. Gene Ontology annotation, molecular function: DNA binding; protein binding. The record is from RefSeq and is a predicted model, not a curated record. The transcript is spliced from 6 exons. Lineage: Eukaryota; Metazoa; Arthropoda; Insecta; Coleoptera; Cerambycidae. The coding region runs from base 660 to 2471 and encodes 603 amino acids.